This is a messenger RNA of Eutrema salsugineum, 1853 nucleotides long. RefSeq lists its product as uncharacterized. NCBI's taxonomy places the organism in Eukaryota, Viridiplantae, Streptophyta, Magnoliopsida, Brassicales, Brassicaceae. Bases 146 to 1474 code for a protein of 442 amino acids. The record is from RefSeq and is a predicted model, not a curated record. The transcript is spliced from 14 exons.
AAAAACAAAAAACAAUAACAAAAAAAAAACUGUGUGUCCAAAAUUGAUCAAGAACUCAUAAAUUACAAAGAGAAAUCAAAAAUCCUCUAGUUGGCAAAUCUCCGGCGAUCAUCUUUCUGUUUUUGUUACUCCUCGAGUUUCAGACAUGACGGCUGCGAAGCUCGUGGCUUCGUUACUACUCCUCGCCUUGGUUUUCACCACCGGUGUCUUUUCCGAUGCCGAAAUCGACGGCGGUGAAGAACCCAAGCCCGCCGGAUCCGACGGCGGUGUAACUUCCGCUUCUGAGAUCAAAUUGGAUCAGCUUAAUGCUAAAAUCCGUGUCCUAGAAUCCCAAAUUGAUGACAAAACCAGAGAACUUAAAGGGAGAGAGGAAUUAGCAGCAGAGAAGGAGAAGCUUCUUCAAGAGAGACAAGACAAGGUUUCUUCCUUGGAGACUGAGGUUUCUUCACUAAGAAAAAAAGGUUCAUCAGAUUCUGUGGAAUUGUUGGGGAAAGCUCAAGCAAGAGCUGCUGAAUUAGAGAAGCAGGUUGAGGUGCUUAGGAACUUUCUUGAGCAAAAGAACAAGGAGAAAGAAUCCACAGAAGCUCGGACUAGUGAAGCCGAGAAAAAACUAAAGGAAUUGCACUCGAGAGUGGAGAAACUUCACAAGACUAAUGAAGAGCAAAAGAACAAAAUACGAAAACUUGAGCGUGCUCUUAAAAUUUCUGAGGAAGAAAUGUUGCGGAUGAGGCAUGAAGCAGCCACAAAGGCUAAGGAACUGCUGGAGGUUCAUGGCUCGUGGCUCCCCCCUUGGCUUGCUGUACACUGGAUUAAUUUUCAGGUUAGGUUAAUAGAAUCCUACCUUGAGACCUUUGUCCACCAGCUCUUGAAUACCAUCUGGGUCUUUAUCAAAGAUGAAGCUGAAAAGUGGGCUGAACCUCACAUGGUUAAUGUUAAAACUAAAUAUAUUCCAGCCAUUAAAGAGACUGUCAAAACGCAUGUUGAGCCACACGUACAAACACUAUCUACCAAAGCAAAAGACGCUUACCAUGCUUCCAAGAGUGCUGUUACUCCACAUAUUGUCAAGUUUCAAGAACAUGUAGAUCCCUAUUACCAGGAGGCUAAAAAGUUUAGCAAGCCAUAUGUUGAUCAGGUGGCUACGGCCACAAAACCCCAUGUUGAUAAUGUUAGAGCUACCAUGAAGCCUUACACAAAGAAAGCUAUUCACUACUACAAAGAGUUCCUAAAAUCUGCCACAACGUAUCACCAUCAGGUUCAAGCCAAUGUGGAAAGAAAAUUGAAGAGUCAUGAGCUGUCGGAACCUUUUGCCACCAAAGAGUUCAUUUGGUUUACAGCCUCUGCUUUGUUGGCGUUACCCAUUUUCAUAGUGUACAAAUUCCUCUGCUCUCUCUUCUGCACAAAGACAAAGAAGCCUAUCCGACAGUCUCAUCAGCAUGGUCGUCGUAGAGCCAAACGGAGUCAUUCGGACAAGUGAAGUAACAUGAUUUCUGCUGUUUUCACUCUGAAAAUAUUAGUGGUAACGACGUGUUUUGAUGCGGUUUCUUUGUGCCUCAGCAACGGGCAUAUGUUGUCUAAACAGCCCAUGUUAGGUAUCUGAGGGUUUUUUUUUUGUGAUGUUUUUCUAUUGAAGCUCUCUGUGCAGAAGUGUUUCUUCACUCUCUUUUUGAGAUGCCUUUUGGAUAAAGUUUUCAGUCUUUUUAUACAGAGAAGAUUAGACAUCUUAGAAGAAAUGUGUAGUAAACAGCUUGGUUUAUGUAUUUUGUGGAUAGAUUUGGGACUUGAUCUUCUACUAUUUAAAAGCUAUUACUCUCGUCUAAUCCUUUUUACCGAUUCUACGGAUACUUUGGUCUCAA